AUUGACGUAACAAGCUGUGAUUUAUCUGCGAGAAAUUUAUCAUGCCAACAACAUCCGUUUCAAUAGUGAUGCACACACUCUAAAGAUACAGGUAACUCUCAGAACGUGGAUCUUUUAACAGUUGAACUGAUUUUCAUUAUCAAGAAAUAACAAUGGAGAUGACGGAUAUAGGAAACGGAUAUCAAAAUGGCGCCAGUCCUAACCCGUCGAAUAAGACGGAGGAAGCGAAAAUGAGCAAGAAUGUUAUCCUAAAAAAUAUUGUGGUGGUCAGCUUCGGGUUUCUGUUUCUAUUUACAUCUUUUCAGUCGUUAUCGAACUUGCAGAGUUCCCUGAACAAGGAAGAUGGUCUCGGUACAGGAGGACUGUCAGUCGUAUAUGGCGCUCUUGUAGUAUCGUGCAUGUUCUUUCCGGCUUUUAUUGUUGGUCAAUUCGGCUGUAAGUGGACUAUUGGCCUGUCUAUGAUAUGUUACAUUGUGUACAUGGCUGCCAAUUUCUACGCGGUUUGGGGAACAAUGGCGGUAGCGUCAAUAAUCGUCGGGUUAGGUGCUGCCCCCCUGUGGUCUGCAAAAUGUACCUACCUCACACAGACUGCUGUUUGGUACGCCAAACAAACAGGUGCCACCGAAGAUGACGUCAUCAAUAGGUUCUUUGGAUUUUUCUUCAUGGUUUUCCAAACGAGUCAGGUAUGGGGAAAUUUGAUUUCUUCCACUGUCUUCAGUCAACGCCCUGAAAAUAUUACUGAACCGUCGGCUGAGGAUCUAGAGAAAUGUGGGGCUGUCUUUGACCCAACCGUGUCCACAGUUAACAAUACAAACCUGGCCAGACCGCCACUUGAAAAGGUAUACAUCGUCUGCGGAAUAUACAUCGCCUGUGGCUGUGUAGCUUUCCUCAUCAUCGCUGGUCUCCUCGAUCGAAUUCAAUUGGACAAGGACAAAGAUAUCCCCGAGGAGGACCGGAGGCUCUCCCCCAAACUUCUUAUCGCAACCUUCCGCCAUUGGUGGGAUUCCCCGUACCAGAAGCUUCUGAUGCCUCUAACCAUUUACAGUGGUAUAGAACAGGCUUUCAUCACCGGUGACUACACAAAGACCUAUAUUAGCUGCACACUUGGUAUCUGGAAUGUUGGUUACGUUAUGAUUUGUUACGGAGUUGUCGACGCUAUCUGCUCGUUUACAUUCGGACGUCUGGUGCAGUAUGUUGGACAUAUUCCGUUCUUUAUCCUUGCAUUCCUCGUGCACGGGGGUUCUUUAAUCGGUCUACUGCUGUGGAAGCCAAAUCCGGAUCAAUUGUAUCUAUUCUACAUAUUUGCCGCCCUAUGGGGCAUGGGCGACGCUGUUAUACAAACACAGAUCAACGCCUUGUACGGGUACCUAUUCACGAAAAAUACAGAAGCUGCCUUCGCCAAUUACCGUCUGUGGGAAUCGGUCGGAUUUAUAAUGGCUUUCGGAUACAGCGCUUAUCUCGAGACUAGAAUCAAAAUGUACAUAGCGAUGGGAUGGCUUGUCGUGGGAAUGAGUCUGUACAGCGUAGUGGAGUUUCGUGACAGGAGGUCAAAGAAAUUCAGCAAUGAUAUCGUCAAGACUAAAUUGUGACAUUGUUUUACAUAAUGCAGUAUUUUAAGAGACCUGAAUCGUCUGAAGGAGGUUUAUACAACUUAGUUAACCAACUGUGUAUUGCUAUACAAUAUUGCGGUAAUACUGCCGUUAUACAUUGUACUUGAAAAAAAAAAUUCGAGCUCUUAUCUUUUUAUAACCGCCCCAAUUUGGGAAACACGUUAGUGAAGUAUUUUUGUGUACAAAUACGCAUUGGACAAGUUUGUUCUUUUCGUACAAAUGUGGUCUUCCGAAAGGUGAUAUAUUAAUUUGCCGGAUUUUUAUCAGAUGUACUUCUUGUCUUAUACUUAAUAAGUUCCUUUACUUGCCGCCCCCAAAUUACGCAUACAUGUGGUAUGUAUUAAAUACCGUGUUACAAGUGUGCCGCACGCACAACAAAAUCAAGCACAGACUAAUUUCCUCUAUCAUUACAGCUUCUAAUUCAAUGAAAUGGCUCUUAUUAUGUCUGGUAUGUACUCUAUAUAGUUGGUAAAUUUCACAGGCCUCGUGAUUCGCGAUUGUCUCAAUCUAGUUAGCAAAUAUUAAAUUUCGUACAAAACCGUUUUUGUAAUAAACUCUUCUACACAUUUAUGAGUAUGUAUAAUCAAACCCCGGAAGUAUAACAACCAUACUGUAUAUCUGAGGAACGCAAUGAUAUAGUUUCUUCUAACAUUUCUCUAGUAACUACAUGAACAACAUUACACCUCUCCUUCAAGUAUAAUUCAUCUACAAAUGACAUCAAUACUUUUAUACAUUAAAAAACUGUUGAAAGUCGCAUUUAAUGACGCCUUUUGCAGGUCAACUCAUCUAAUCAAAUUUAUUUCUGAUCCGAUUCCCUUCACGUGAAUUUCUACUAAUACCUUCUUAAUAAGAAUUGUAACCAGUAUGAAAUUAUAUCUGUAUAAGGCCGAUUUUAUUACAGAAUAGGCACUUGGUAUCAUCUGACAGAAAAAAAACUCUUCCAUUAGUCAUCUUCUGUUUCAAGACUAAUUGUAAGCGGAAACUGUAUUUAAUUGAUCUACGGAACUGAAGCUUUCGAGAAACAUUCUUAUAGUAGUAUAGUGUUUUGAUGAGGAUAAUUUGAUGAUUAUGUUUAAGUCAUACCAGCGUCAUAGCAAGAGAUCAAGGCCCAGUUGUUGAAAAGGUUAUUUAGCUAAACAACAAUUCUAAAAUCGUGAUUAUUUCUAAUAAAACAAGCUGUAAAAUUUCAUGAAACUAAAACACUCACCAGUCUCUUCCUAACAGCCUUUUUCAAGGAAAACACCCAAUCGGUUUUGAAGUAAAGGAGCUUUUUAAUAAUGUCAUUAAGCUAAUCAUCGUAUGAACAAAUAGGCCCUGCAAUCAAUACACAUCACUCUUUAUCUUAACAUUGAUUUUUGUUCAUUAUUUCACCUAGCUUCUAUAUUAAGCUUUGUUUUAUCUUAGUGACUACGCUUUUCGGAUUUUUGACCCUUUAUUCACUAACAUCACUGACAAGGGUCCUAGAGGACAACAGAGCUGUAGGUUAAGUUUUGUGUUCAUUAUUAGACCUACAAUGUACAUGUAACGAAAUUCUCAUUUGAAAGGUGCUAUUCAUGCGUGUCCCUUUAUUGUACAAUUCUUUACUGCAGCAAAAGUCACAAAGCAUAUCAGAAUUGACUUCGAACUAAAUAAUUCAUGAGUGAAUUAAAUGAUUCCUUUAUCAUAUUUUAUAUGUUUUGAUACAAUUUAGUAGCGUGACAUCUGUAUUUUUGUGUGAUAUUAUCUGUGUUUUUUCUUUGUGUAUAAAGUUAUUUGUGCAUAUUUUAGUAAAACAUAUUCUGUACAUGUAUUUGAUUAAAACCUUUGAAAACAUCCAUA
Messenger RNA from Pecten maximus, 3428 nucleotides. RefSeq names its product protein unc-93 homolog A-like. The transcript is spliced from 8 exons. NCBI's taxonomy places the organism in Eukaryota, Metazoa, Mollusca, Bivalvia, Pectinida, Pectinidae. Gene Ontology annotation, molecular function: potassium channel regulator activity. The record is from RefSeq and is a predicted model, not a curated record. Bases 153 to 1589 code for a protein of 478 amino acids. Gene Ontology annotation, cellular component: striated muscle dense body; plasma membrane. Gene Ontology annotation, biological process: regulation of potassium ion transport; regulation of muscle contraction.